Molecule: messenger RNA, 2659 nt
Organism: Haliotis rubra (blacklip abalone)
Lineage: Eukaryota; Metazoa; Mollusca; Gastropoda; Lepetellida; Haliotidae
Product: neurogenic locus notch homolog protein 2-like
Exons: 5
Coding region: 341-1066 (241 amino acids)
Cellular component (GO): extracellular region
Molecular function (GO): peptidase inhibitor activity; protein binding
Source: RefSeq, a predicted model, not a curated record
UAGGACACAACUACAAAAUCGGCGACAUUUUCUACCCCACGGCUUGUGACGUUUGCACAUGCAUGACCCCUGACCCCAGUAAGCCUUAUGGUGGCGCCAAGUGCCAGCGACAGAGUUGUCCCCCCGUAGAGAACUGCCAAGAAAUCAGACAGGAUGAAACCAAAUGUUGCGAGUACUGCGCAGAUCCAGCACCAGUGAAGCCAGACUUGUAUAAGGAGCCCACGUUCUUAAACUGCCCUAAGCUGCUCGUCAUCGUCGAUGUCGCUCAAGACAAGAACAGGCGCGUCUGCCCCAGGAACUAACCGCACGUGAUCACAAGGGCGUUGCCCUCGAGGUCCGAAUGUCCAAGACACGGUUCGUAGCCGGCAUUGGAGAGCAGAACUUCGACACCGUCAUCGCAACGUCGUCCCGGGACUACAGAGGGAACUACGCCCGGUGCGAGUUCCAUGUCAGGAUCAGAGACGUACACGCGCCCAACUUUACCUACUGCCCGACGGACGUGUUCCUCACCGAGGAGGGACAAGCCACGUGGGUAAUGCCCAAAGCUGUGGACAACGUCGGCCUGGUCCGUCCACCAACCUCCCGCCAUAAGUCCGGAGACGUCUUCAAGAAGGGAGAGCACCCUAUUGUCUUUGUCUCCGAAGACUACGAAGGGAACAUCGCCCGUUGCCACUUCUUUGUCAAGGUCACUGAAACCGCCCCGCUCAUCAACCAACACCAUGACCGAGACGUCAGGGAAAAACAUGCCAUGUAUAUCGGAAGUGGCAUAGCACUCCUCCUCCUCCUUGUUGUCAUCGUCAUCGUCAUCUUGCUGUGUUGUCGCCGACGUAACCGGGAGCCUGAACCCACAGCUGCUGCCCCGCCACCGCCAGCCUACGAGAACGCCAUCUACACGCUAGGGGGAAUGGCCAUGCCCCCUGCCUACAAGGAGAAGCCCCCAGUGUACGCGAACGAAGCCAUCCCGGAGAAGAAAGAGAAAGCGAUGCUAGAGGAAGAUUACACCCCUCUGGACACCGGUGACCUGGAGGUUAGACUGGGCAUCGACAACCCGUCUUACCGGAUGUAGGUGGCGCAACUCUGGUUGACCCCCAAAGUUGACUUCCGUCUCUAUUUGUACACCGACGGACUUUAUGAUAUUCUGCUGAUAUUAUGUAACAUUUCUUCAUGUCUGCCGCGCCCUUCCCCUACUCCACCACAUACAUGGAACAUGUCUUUGACGCCCAUCCCAAAACAAACUUUGACCCCCGACCCAAACCACAUUCAUGAAAUAUUACUUUGACCCUCAAAUACCUAUAAAUUUAUCGCUAUAGGGCCCCUAAAUAAUGUAAAUAAAAAUAUUACUCAUUCGCUUUGUCAUUUUUCAUGACAAUACCAAUUCCCAACCCCGUCUCAAUUUCAACCACACCCACCUCCCACCCACUUGACUUGUAAAUCUCAAGUUUCGUAGGUCACCACUUACAGGCCCUUGUCAGCCUGGUGCAAUUACUGCUUAAUGACUUCGGAUGUUCUUUCCUGUAUCUAUCGUCAUUAGAUCAGAAUUACAAGAAUCUGUUCAGAUUCUCCUAUGAAGCACUGCAUCGCAAUUUUACACCUUUCGAUUUGAUACCAUAUACUCAUAAUCAUGCAUUUAUUUUUGUUUUGUUUUAUUCUGAAUUUAAAUAUAACAUUCACGAGGUUUUACAAUUAAUGAUGAUUAUAUUUAUCACGAAACCAAAAAAUGUAAUUCUGAUUGCAAAAUCACGAGUCUAAACUAACCAGAGGUGCGUGUUGAACACAAACUGGUUAUCAACGUGUUGGCUGGGCCACAUGGAGGACUUUCAGGCAUAAUAUGUUUGACACGAAUCGUGAUGUGGCGUACGUAUUUUUAUAUGUAUCGAUAUGUAGAAAUAUCGUAUACUGCUUUUUAAGUUUGUAUUAUUGUCGCUAUUCCUAUAACACGCCUACAGCAGUAUCACGUUCAGCUUGGAGGAUUUGAGAAAAAACACGAGGCAUCCAAGAGUGCUGUCCCUUUAGUCUCGGUGCACCAGGACUCUCUUACUUGAGGAGUAAUUAUGCUCUUAUGCAACCAUUUUCUGAUGACAAAUGUCUUUCAAAUGCUCGGAUUUCCGUGAUAUAAGAGGUAUAUCACUGCCUACAAUGGUAUAUCCGAGAUUAUUUUCGUUGCGUCUCUUUGACAACGAGGCUAAGUAGAACAGCAGGCUAUUUUUAUAAUAAUGUUUUAUAAGACGUGUUGCAAAUAGAUCGCUAUGCUUUUACGUGCAAUUUUUCUUCACUGUAUCAAAUGAGAUGAAACAGAAUGUAUUGAAAUGCAAAUUUCACGAGCUAUCUGUGAUCUGUAUGCAACUCAAGUACUUCAAGGUUUCCUUGAUCGUAUUCCAACUGUUAACGAUAAACCGGACUAUUAAUACAACGUAAAUGUCCCUAAAUGUCCUUCAAUACAACCUCUGAGCAUAUAUGCCAUGUCCGGAGCCGGGACAACGUUAGAACUGGGUACUGUUUUCUAUAGACAUAUUGUAUUAACCCUUGACGAAGCUAUGCAUGUUAGUUUGAAAUCCUUAAAUUUUAUGUUAACAUUACACAUUCCGUUGUUUGUUGGCGAUAAUGUUUGUUGGGAUUAGGAUAAAUAAACUGAAAUAAAACCGGAAACCAAUUAAAACCA